AUGUGUUCCCUGGAAACUGCAACGCGACAGUUAAACUUCGACAAGCCAAGAAUUCCCCGAAAGGAAACCGAGUAUCCCCGAGUGCCCAUUUGGAAACAUAAAAAGGGCCGUCGACUUGACUUCGGAGUAGCCGACCCUUCGGUGUUGCUCAACUGUCCUGGUAAGCAAAAAAAUGUAAUGUUUCCUUGAAAUGUGUCUUUUGGACUAGAAAUUAGCAUUCAGCGAAAAGUAAGGCAAAAUGACGUGUCUUCGUUAUUACGAGGUAGAAUUCUGUUUGAGUUCCUGAAAUUUAUUUUGGAUUUUUUUACUCAAGUCGGUAAGGGCAUUUGGAUUUGCGUAGGUAGAAGCAUUUGCUUUGGCGCGAUUCAUAUUCUUACUAACUUAACUGUUCACUCGUUGCAGAUCUUUUACCAGACCGAACUGACCGGCUAAAACACCUUGACAGAAUCAUCUAUACCAAUUAUCAGAAAUCUCAGCUUGAGGCUGUCUUCGGCAAGAACAAGUUUCCAGAUCGAAAGCAGAGAGUUGCCUUGGCAGCAAGAAUCAAUGUUCCUGUUGAGAAAAUCACGGUAUGUCUGAAAUUUCUUGCCUUGUUAGCUUUCGAUCCACGGCAAUUUUCCCGAAACCCACAAACGUCAAAACUUGUAAAAUGAAACUUACUCCUUAAUCUACUUGAUUUGGGCGUCGUUAUAGGUUCUAGAAUGAAGUGACACUAGGUUUAAUUUUUCGGCUAGACAUUCAAAUAAGACGUGCCACUUUGAUUAGAGGCUGUAGAACACCAUUUUUUGUUUGUCCAGGUCAUAAUCCAAUACGUUUCUAACAUUCUUUUAUUUUCAUUGUAGACAUGGUUUUCUAAUCGCCGUCAGAGGUACAGAAGGGAGAAGGCACGUGCUGGACUCCACCCGGUUCUGCCCGCUUCCCUGUUGGUUCGGUCUUCCUACCACAGAACAUCCCAGGAAAUCAGCAGCUUCCCCGAGCAACCUGUACAUCGGCUGGUACCACUGGAAAAGUUUCCGUCCCAAAGUUACCCGAUGGAUGCUCCGCUGUUGCCAUGCCAACGAGUCUACCUGCCUGUGUCGCUCGCACAGUACACGAACUUUGCAGAUACCCGUGAACAACAGCCAUCAGUGCCAUCUUGGUUCCCGACUUACCCGUCGAUGUCCUCGGGAUAUCCCGUCCCUGAAUCGUCCGAGUUCCAGCCGAACUUUGGCCCAGAUCCCGAACGCCUAGCAGAAGAGUAUCCAUUUUCUUAUCCGAUUGCGAAGGAGCUUCCGCACAUCUUUGGUAACGUGGAUGAAGAUGAAGUCCUGGAACGGCCGCUGACACCUUCGUUUGAGCCAACGAGUGAGUUUGAGUUCACCGACUUCGUCCAGCAAGAUGCAUUCGAUUCAUGUCGCUAUGGAGGUAGCAGAGACUUUUCCUGCGGAUUCGUGUCCAAAGGAAGAUAUUGUAAUAUUUAUAGACAAGAAUAG
Porites lobata is the source of this 1472-nucleotide messenger RNA. Lineage: Eukaryota; Metazoa; Cnidaria; Anthozoa; Scleractinia; Poritidae. The record is from the annotation of a GenBank genome assembly.